UUUCACACCAAGAGCUGCUACCUUACCACGCACACUACCUACCUAUCACACCCACCACACCUUGCCAACCUCUUAGCUGUCUGUACGCGCCGUCGGAACUGCUAGUCUCCAGCCGUUGACUGCUGACUACUGGUAUCUGCAGCGCUUUUCCUACACCAAACUCCCGUAGAAGCUCUGACAUUCUCAGUCAUGGACAAUAGGGGGAUCACGUCUGUUCUCAACUUUCGUGAUGUCGGCUCCACGGUGAACAAAUUUCUUGGACGAAGACUCGUAAGGGACGGCUUGGUAUUUCGUUCUGCCAGACCAGACGAUGCCACUUUGGCAGACAGAAAACGCCUCCGCGAGGAGCUGGGCAUUAAGGCAGUGAUAGACUUGCGCACAAAAACCGAACACGUCAAGCAACUGAAGAAGCGCGAGGCUGAUCUCAAAGUGCCCUCCCUCUUGGAAUCUAACGCUGCACUAGCCGAGCCAUUCCAGAUCUCGGGUCUAACGUAUCACGAGAUCAGAAUCACUGGCGGCAACUUUGAGUGGUUCUUGAUCAGACAAGUAUCUUGGUGGGGUUUGUGCCGCCUCAUCGGCCUCUUUACUCUCGGCUACCGCAAUGAGGGCAUCUCUAUCUUGUCUCGGGAGGUGAUGCUGCCGCGUGGCCUUGUUGGUCUGGGCCUUGACACCCUCGAUCAAUCUGGCGAAGAGAUUGCAAAGGCUCUCAGGGUGUUUAUCGACCCGGCGACUUCACCGACUCUGGUACACUGUACACAGGGCAAGGAUAGAACCGGGCUGAUCGUCAGUCUCGUUCUGUUCAUCCUGGAUGUACCGCUCGAGGCGGUUGAGCAUGACUACAUGCUGACCAGUGGUGCUCUCGAGUCCGAGAGAGAGGAAAGAUUGGCAGAGAUGAGAGAGAUUGGUCUCACAGAUGACUGGUUCGAAACGGCGCCUGACAUGAUUGCUCGGACCGCUCGUCAUCUCGAUCAUGUCCACGGUGGACUCAACGGAUACCUGGACAAGAUCGGCUUUGGACAGGCCGAUCGUCUCAAGCUCCGGGAGCUGCUGCUGUACUGAUCCAGCGACUGAGGGGCUUAAUUCGUCACCGAAGCUCCAUACAGCCGUACAGUAG
This is a messenger RNA of Colletotrichum phormii, 1114 nucleotides long. RefSeq names its product tyrosine/serine protein phosphatase. The coding region runs from base 190 to 1059 and encodes 289 amino acids. Lineage: Eukaryota; Fungi; Ascomycota; Sordariomycetes; Glomerellales; Glomerellaceae. The transcript has 6 exons. Gene Ontology annotation, molecular function: phosphoprotein phosphatase activity. Gene Ontology annotation, biological process: dephosphorylation. The record is from RefSeq and is a predicted model, not a curated record.